This is a messenger RNA of Cucurbita moschata (crookneck pumpkin), 643 nucleotides long. Its product is annotated as 50S ribosomal protein 5, chloroplastic-like. Bases 2 to 472 code for a protein of 156 amino acids. The record is from RefSeq and is a predicted model, not a curated record. The transcript is spliced from 2 exons. Lineage: Eukaryota; Viridiplantae; Streptophyta; Magnoliopsida; Cucurbitales; Cucurbitaceae.
UAUGCGAGGGGCUGCCGGAGAAAACACCAUGGCUUUUCUUCUCUUCUCCAAUCCCGUCUCCACCUCUCUCCAUUCAUCUCUAUUUCCGCCGUCGCCGUCAUGUUUUCCGAUGACCUCCGCCGCCCAAAGUUCCAUGUUGCUCAUGAAGCCUAAUGUGUUUCAGCCAAAAUAUUUCAAUGGAUUUGGUCUUCGAAACCCCUCCUUUGUUGAAAAUAGAUCGUCAUUGAUUGUGAAAGCUGCGUCUGAGAUUGAUGCUACGGUAGAAACAGACAGUAGUGAACCACAGCCCCCUGCAGUUCCCGUUGACAAACUUCCAUUAGAAUCAAAGCUGCAAGAGAGGGAGGAGCAGAAGGCAAGGAUGAAGCUAGCAAAGAAGAUAAGGCUUCGGAGGAAGCGGCUUGUUCAGAAGCGCCAUUUGAGGAAGAAGGGACGAUGGCCUCCUUCAAAGAUGAAGAAAUUGAAGAAUGUUUGAUAACCAGGCUCCUUCGGCUAUUGCAGGUUUAGAGCUUUACCCACUUCUCAUUGCUUCUAAUAUGUUCGUUCUUGCUGAUAGAUGAACACGACUCUCCACAAUGGUAUGUUCGUUCUUGCUGAUAGAUGAACACGACUCUCCACAAUGGUAUGAUAUUGUCCAAUUUGAGUA